Molecule: messenger RNA, 1679 nt
Organism: Neodiprion virginianus
Lineage: Eukaryota; Metazoa; Arthropoda; Insecta; Hymenoptera; Diprionidae
Product: facilitated trehalose transporter Tret1-like
Exons: 2
Coding region: 142-1524 (460 amino acids)
Biological process (GO): transmembrane transport
Cellular component (GO): membrane
Molecular function (GO): transmembrane transporter activity
Source: RefSeq, a predicted model, not a curated record
AUAUUACUUAUCUGCAAUCUUAUCACAACUGCAAAUAUAUGCAAAUAUUUUGUGAGAGCUAUCGUUUGACGUAGUAUCACGAAUUUCAACAACCCGCAAAGUUCGGUCUCCUGUCAAAACCAUCAGCGUAACGACAGCAGAAUGACCUCAAAGCAACCUGGUGAAUCGCAAAGUGACCUGUUGUGGUUACAAUGGACUGGAAGUGCGGGAGCUAUGAUAAUGCUCUUCGUGUGCGGCAUGAUGGGCGGAUGGACGUCGCCGUAUCUAGCCAAGCUAACUUCUCAAGAUUCACCACUUCCGAUUACCUCUGACGAAGCUUCCUGGGUAGCGUCACUGCUGAACUUCGGACGACUAAUAGGCGCGGUUCCCGGAGCAGUAAGCGUGCAUUAUUUCGGAAGCAAAAGAACGCUAUUUCUCAAUGGGUUUUCGUUAAUCGUCGGCUGCGUUUGCACUAUCGUGGCUGAUUCCGUGAUCUGGUUGUACGUGGCAAGAUUGAUUAGCGGACUGUGCCUAGGGAUGUCCUACAGCAGCUUUCCACUAUAUCUCGGAGAAAUUUCAAGUCCCGCGACUCGAGGAGCUUUGGUGACUUUGGCGAGCACCGGUUUGUCGGUGGGAGUCCUUGCCGGUAACGUGGUUGGUGCCUACGUUUCAAUGACAGUCUUUGCCUACAUAACUCUUGUGCCAACCACGGUUUUCAUGCUCCUUUUCCUGUGGAUGCCCGAGUCUCCUCACUACUUUAUUCGUUUGGAUAAAAUAGAAGAGGCCAAAAAGUCAAUAGCGAGAUACCAUCCCGGAGUAAACGUUGAGGUUGAGUUGAAGUCCCUCCAAGAUUUCAUCCAUGCGAUUCAAUCCCGUACGUUCGCAGAUAAACUUCGAGAAUUCAACGUUCCCGCAAACCGAAAAGCCGGCAUCAUCGUCGUGCUGCUUUACGUGUUCAUGCAGCUAAGUGGAGUUAACAGCGUCUUGUUUUAUCUGGAAAUCAUCCUGACCAAAGGCAGAUUGACCAUCAUUUCACCGGCUAAAAUGGUCAUAAUAGGCGGUGCCACUGCUAUUUUUGGUGGGUUAACGACUGUUUACCUGGCUGCCAAAUGCGGACGAAAGACGCUGCUCAUCGCUUCCUGUGUCGGUGUUGCCGUAUCCUUGGUCAUUUUAGGAACAGAUUUUGCGCUUUUAAGCAACGGAUUUGACUCUGCUCAACUUCAGUGGACGCUCGUAUCAUCUGUGAUUAUUUACCACGUCUUUGUCUAUAUGGGACUCUGCCCUGUUCCUAAUAUCGUUCUCAGUGAGUUAUUUGCUCCGAAUAUAAAGAACAUGGCAGCUUGCUUUGCCAGUAUUUCAGUUGGACUCUUCGCCUUCAUUUCCACCAAAGUAUAUCAACCCCUGGUGAAUAUUAUGGGUGAAGCUUACGUAUUUUGGAUGCACGCCGCCUUUAUGGUAAUGGUUAUUAUAUUCACGCUGACAGCUAUGCCGGAAACAAAGGGUAAAUCUCUUCAAGAGAUCCAAGCUAUUUUGCAUAAGAAAUAAACUUAAUUGAACGAACCUAUUACUAUGCUGUGAUUAAAGUGUCAGUGAUCUGAAUUCCUGUCCCUAAUUUCUGUCAUUUAUCUUGCCUUGAAUCAGGAUGUUGCACUACGUUGCUGUGAUUCGAUCCGCCGUUAAAAUUAUUUUGUAAAUAGAUC